This is a messenger RNA of Girardinichthys multiradiatus, 3296 nucleotides long. RefSeq names its product major histocompatibility complex class I-related gene protein-like. Gene Ontology annotation, biological process: immune response. Bases 89 to 526 code for a protein of 145 amino acids. The transcript has 4 exons. NCBI's taxonomy places the organism in Eukaryota, Metazoa, Chordata, Actinopteri, Cyprinodontiformes, Goodeidae. The record is from RefSeq and is a predicted model, not a curated record. Gene Ontology annotation, cellular component: external side of plasma membrane.
CUGUCGUUUCAGUAGAAGAGACGCUUUGCUCUGACUCAGUAACGGUUUCUUAAAAACAAGUCACCUAAUUUUCAAGAAUGUCCUCUAAAUGCAGCAUGACGUAACGGUCUGUCCCUCAGUGUCUCUCCUCCAGAAGACUCCCUUCUCUCUGGUCACUUGCCACGCUACAGGUUUCUACCCCGACACAGCCUUGAUGUUCUGGAGGAAAGAUGGAGAGGAGCUCCAUGAAGGUGUGGAGAAAGGAGAGAUCCUCCCCAACAAUGAUGGGACCUUCCAGAUGAGUGUUGGUCUCAACGUUUCAUCAGUCACAGGUGAAGACUGGAGAAAGUAUGACAGCGUGUUUCAGUUCUCUGGUUUGAAGGACAGUAUCACCACCAAGCUGGACAGAGCCCUGAUCAGAACAAACCAAGGUUCUUCUUUUGGACUAUACAUUGGUAUUGCCAUUGGAGCAGUACUGAUGCUUUUAGCGGUGGUGGUCUGUGCUGUUGUUUUUGUCACAAGGAGAAGGAACAGCAGUGGGUUAUGAUGUCUUGAAAGCAACAAGGAGUCGAUGAUGUUGACCUGGAUAAGUCCAGGUGUGAAAGAAAUGGUCAUUGCUUCCUAUUAAAAAAAAGAAUACCUAGACUGUAAACAGGUAAAUGUUUUAGUUUAGUUUAACUAUCAGGUCUUUGUAAAUACAAACUAAGUGUAUAGUUCUAUCAAGACAAUUUAAUUUCCUGAUUCAUCCAGUUGGUGUGUUAAUGCUUCUUGUCAGAGAGUAAGAACAUCAUGAAAUAUCAUCAUGACAUCAUGCCUAAUGCAUUGUCAUUCCAUGCCAGUACUUGCAACUCCAUACCAUUUUUUUAACUAAGUAGUUACAGUGCCCUUCACAUUAGCAUCCUUGAUAAAGAUGUGUAGGAAGCCUUGAACCAAACUAAUCUUUUAUUACAGUAACAUGUCUCAGUUUUCUAAUACAAACCUACAGUACAUUUAAUAAGUGAGGGAAAAAUACUAUGUUUAGAAACAAUUGCUUUUAACACAUUCAUGAAUUCUCAACAAAUUAUUUAUUCUCUCAACUUACUGGUUAGUUUAGAACUUUUUCACAUAUUUCCAUGUUAACACCAUGGAGAUAAUUACAUUUAUUAGGCUUUUACGUUAUAGCUGAACACAAGUGUAAUUGUGAAGGCGAAGAAAAAUACACAUUGUUUUUAAAAUUCUUUACAAAUGAAACACUGAAGAGUUUGGCAUGUAUUUGUAUUAAGCCACCCUGAGUCAAUACUUUGUAGAUCCUCCUUUCACUGAAAUGACAGCCUUUGGGAUAUGUUUCUUCCAGCUUUGCACUUCUAAAGACUAAUUUUUUUGCCAAUUCUUUUCAAAUAUGCUUAAGCUUAGUCAGAUUAGAUGGGAAGGAUCUGCAUUGAUCCUACACAUUGUUUUUAUUUUUCACUAUGCAAGCAUUUUGCUUUUAGACCAAAAUUUAGGUUUGACCAGAGCAAAUUCUUCCAUGUGUUUGUUGCGCCCUACAUUGCUUUUGGCAAACUGCAAAAGUGACUUUGUAUAGUUUUCUUUUGACAAAGGUUUUCUUCUUGCCACCCUUCCAUAAAGACAUUAUUAGUAGAGUUCACAACUUAUACUAGUCCCUUCAACAGAUUCUCUCAUCUCAGCAUAGAAUCUCUGCAGCUCAUCCAGCUACCAUGAACCUCUUGGCUGCUUUUCUGAUUCAUGCUCUUGUCCAGUCUUUUAGAGUAUGUGGAAAACCAUGUCUUGGAGGGUUUGCAGUUUUGCCAUCCUCUCUCCAUAUUCAGAUAAUGGAUUGAACAGAACUUUGGGAGAUGCUCAAAGCGUACGAUAUUACUUUAGAAUCUAACCUUGCUUUAAACUUCCUCAGAACUUUGUCCCUGACCUGUGCUGUGUUACUUGUUCUUCACGAUGCUGUUUGUUCAUUAAUGUUCUCUAACAGACCUCAGCUACAUUUUGACUGUGAUUGACUUACGCCCACGAUUAACUAAUUAGUUGACUUCUAGAGGCAUUUUGUGACACUGGAUUUGAUUUAGGGGUUUCAAAGUAAAGGGGGUAUAAUACAAAUAGUCACACUUUUCAGAUUUUUAUGUAUAAAACCUUUGAAAACGUGUUAUUUUACUUACCUGUUAUAAUUAUUAUUUACUAUCAUUUACUAUUACUAUUAAUUAUUAUUAACAGUGUGUUCGUCUAUCAGAAAAAUUUAAUUAAAUAUACGUUUGUAGUUGUAAUGUCGUAAAAGGUGGAGAAGUUCAAGUGAUAUGAAUUGUUUUUUAUAGCACUCUAUUUGAAUAAAAUAUGAGCACAUUGUAUCUAAAUUAUUUUGUAAGGCAAAAGUGAAAUAAUAUACUUUUUUUUAAAUGCAAUAAACUUGUAGUUGAAUUGUCAGGUUAGAAAAAAAGUUUUUUUUUUGCAUUACUCCAGUUGUGUUAUGACAAACUAAACAUAAACUAAUAUUUCAGUGUAUUAUUUACACCUGAAAAACAAAAUUAUUCCUUUAAUCAUUAAAGCACAUAGGUACACAAAUACUGGUCAAACAAUAUAUAUUCUAAGCUUAGUCAGACAUUAUUUAGGUUUUACUGGAGGUAUUGUAAGAAGUUUAUUUCCUUUUGUCAAAUUGUCGAUCAAAAACUCUAAAAUAAUUAAUUCGUGCUACACAUUUUAUACUAGAUUUUUCUUUAUCUCGAGACAUUUAAAAAAGAUCUUUCUACCUUUUAGUAAUUUGUAUAAACUGAAAUAACAAAAUAAUUUUAAAAAACUGUGAAAAAUAUUUAAAAUAUGACUGAAAUAUGAAGUAACAUAGUAUUAAUAUUUUGAUGUUACAGAAAACUAUUAAAACCUAAUCCAUAGGUGUUUGAGUUUUGGAUUUGUGUAGAUGUCCGUUUCUUUCCUUGUUUAUGUUCCCUUAGUUUUACUAUUUAAGUUCAUCCCAUUAUUUACUUGUUUCUUAGCUUAUUUUGUAUAUUUAGAUAUGUUGUUACAUUUUUCCCCUGAGUUUCUCUCCGUCUGCUCUUGCUCCUUUACUCCCCUCCUUCAGCUUUCUCUCUUCCUUCAUUGGUCUCAGCUGCUCCUCAUCUCCUCCUGAUUAGACUCACCUGUUUGCAAUACCUUCUCUCCACUCUUCCUUAUGUAGAUCUUGCUCUCCAGUUAUCUGUUUCUUCGCUGGUUUCCUCCGUUCUCCUGGCCCAUACUCCGUUACUUUGCCUCACGGUCCAUGUUCUUGACCAGUUCUCUGUUUGUGCGCUCUCAUGCCAGUUUGCAAGUCUUUUUGUUAUUCAAUAAACUUUGUUUCACUUUGU